AUGUUCCUACGGCUGAUGUCGAGCGUCGUCGCCGCACCAGCGGAAUCGCCGAGCCUCAAGCUGCUCGCGCUUCACGGCUACUCGCAGAAUGGUGCCGUCUUUCGCGAUCGCUCUGGCGGAUUUCGGAAGCCGUUGAAGAAGCUGGGCGCGGAGCUGCUGUACGUGGACGGCCCAUUCGGGUGCACCGCACAGGGUGAGGAUGAGGUAGAGGCAGACGCGGACUUGGAGAAGCGGGCUUGGUGGCGCGGAGGAUCUCGUCAGGAGACAUACGUCGGCUGGCGUGAGUCGCGUGCGGCGCUCUGCUCCACGUGGCAGCGCGAACGGUGCGACGGAGUCCUUGGCUUUUCGCAAGGCGCAGCAGCUGCAGCGAUGCUGUGCGCCGACCUCGAGCCGAUGCCAAAGUUCGCCAUCAUCGUCUCUGGAUUCGUGCCGAGAGACCGUGAUGUAGCCUCAUCCCUGCUCAAGGGCGGGCUGCCUGUCCCGUCCUUCCACCUCUUUGGCAGCACCGACACACUCGUUGAGCCCGAUCGGUCACGGGCCUUGGCAGCGCUCUUCGAGAGCCCGACUGUCGUGGAGCACACUGGAGGCCACAUGGUGCCCUCCUCUGCCCCAGUCCGGGAGCAGCUCGGCGCCUUUCUGCAAUCGCUGGGCCUGGCACGCCCCGCGCGGACAGACACAGAUUAUCGGUGA
Molecule: messenger RNA, 690 nt
Organism: Emiliania huxleyi CCMP1516
Lineage: Eukaryota; Haptophyta; Isochrysidales; Noelaerhabdaceae
Exons: 1
Coding region: 1-690 (229 amino acids)
Cellular component (GO): nucleus; cytoplasm
Source: RefSeq, a predicted model, not a curated record